AUGGGCGAAGGAGGAGCCAUUGGCAGAAGAAAACGAACGAAAAUAAGAAAACUUGCAGAGGACAGUCCAGGGCCAAGCUCAAUCAAACUGGAACAGCCGAUACCGAAAUGCCUCGCUUCUCAGGAUAUCAUGCUUAAUGUGCAGAGAUUUCUGGACCCGCAAGAUUUGUUAACGCUCAGAAAGACCUGCAAAACCUGGUAUGAUCAUUCCAAAAACCGCGCUGCAUGGAUACGCGCUGCCGAACGCGUUUGUCUGCGCAAUGGCAUCCAGAAAGCGUGGCUUCCUGUCCGAGAGAUGAGUCUCUCAGACCUGGAACAUCUCACACUGUCACCGUCGCGCUUUCUGCGAUUACUGGACAACCAUAAUUACGACACAGUUCGACCAUUGCUCACGCGCUCACUGGUUCCUCAGCCCAGAGCAGGAGACGACGACACGUUCGAGAUCAACCGCGCUUUUCUCGUACCCGGUGGUCGCUUCCUGAUCACCGUUACGUGUCAGGAUGCAGACGAGCAUCUUUACGACGCUGGUUGCUUGCUUUGGGACCUCGGAUUUGGGGAAAGGUAUCCUAUGAAGCUAUUCCCCAUUGCCCACCUCGACUUUCCGGAUAGACUUAUCAUUACUGAUAUCACCCUUUCUGCCAACGGAGAAGCUGUCAUCAUGCCUUGCUUCAGAGAGCACGAGGAUUCGUACUCGACCUAUAUAUACUCGGUUUCCCCAGGAUUGGAACAGCCCACAUUUGAGCUUCGCGCGGAAUUCAACCAUAUUCCAUUGACCGCAGAACCUCUGGGUAUCUCAGAAGACCGCUUCCUGCUGUGGGACCGCGCAACAGGCACCGUCGUCGUCUGGGAUUUCGAGAACAACAUGACCUCUUGCUGGGGUACCAAGGCGGAAGACAACAUCUCAUAUGGAACCACGUUUGGAAAAACUGCACUUCUGAUGGCCAACAAGCAGCCGACCACACAAGUUUACAUCUACGACAUACCACCGUUCGAACCCCGCGUGGAUGACUUUUCCAGGCUUGUCGUGUCAGACAUCACGCCGCCAAAGUUGAACUUUGUGCGAGUCUGCCAGCCGUCCGACUUUUCGUAUUUCCGUUCGCCACACUGGAUGCAACAUCUCCUUCCCUCCCCGUUCCUAGCCAUGUUAGACUGGUAUGAAAGCCGCGACCGCGAGGAUGGUACACCAGCCAUCGACGCCCAUGCUGCACAACGAAACGGCUGGGGAAUGGAGCUUCACGCCUUCCUUCAAGCGAACAGUGCGAUGCCCACCGUAUUCCCCUCCCUCAUGGGUAUAGCGGGAAAUUACGUCGGUCCCAACUGGAGUCCAAGCUCCCCUGAUCCUCCUCUCAAGGACAACUGCGGGUUUGCGGACGGCCACUUUGUUUUCUUUUCAAGUCAGGAGCUGCGAAACUCGCCGACACGCAUGCUGGCGGUGACCAGCUUUUCUAUUCCUGACCCGUCGUUGCCAACUCGCCCUCCUCAUCUUUCGUGCUCGACCAUUUUCAUCAACCCCCAUGACCGGGGUAACGCUCCAAAACCUGACCGUUACGACGUCUGUCCUUUUAGUGGACGGGUGGUGGCCGUUACUAAAGACUCUUAUAGCGGUACAAAGGAUGAGAUACGGGUGAUGGACCUUUUGGUUUCUCCGUCGCAGAUGUAG
Molecule: messenger RNA, 1659 nt
Organism: Coprinopsis cinerea okayama7#130
Lineage: Eukaryota; Fungi; Basidiomycota; Agaricomycetes; Agaricales; Psathyrellaceae
Exons: 4
Coding region: 1-1659 (552 amino acids)
Molecular function (GO): protein binding
Source: RefSeq, a predicted model, not a curated record